Molecule: messenger RNA, 1645 nt
Organism: Nomia melanderi (Alkali bee)
Lineage: Eukaryota; Metazoa; Arthropoda; Insecta; Hymenoptera; Halictidae
Gene: Rab35
Product: RAS oncogene family member Rab35
Molecular function (GO): GTP binding; GTPase activity
Source: RefSeq, a predicted model, not a curated record
AAUGUGAAUAAUUGAAUAUAGAGAAAUUAAAGAAAUUUUUAUAUUCAAUUUUUACGAACUUAUACAUUUUAUUUGUUAGUAAACACUGAUAAAACCAUAAUACUAUAUUUGAUAAAAUUGAACAAUGGUGCAGUAACUUAAUACUUCAGUUUAUAUCAUAAAGGAACACAUUAUUUUUUAAUAUUUCAAAAUUAUUUAUUUAAUGAAAAUCAUUUUUAUACGUAUGCUUUUCUUUUGACGAAUGAUAUUUGCUAGUAAGCACAAGUAAAUCAUUACAAGUAAAAAUAGUUUUUAAAAUAAUGAAACGCGUAGAUUAUUACAAGUUGAUAUGGUAUAGGCGUCAUCUUUAACGAAUAUAGUUUUUUCUCCGUAGUGAUAAUGAAUUUUGAUAUCGCAGCAAAUAAACAUGGCGCUGAUUUGAUACUAGAGUUCUUUACUUCGGACAAGCCGCAAGCUUUGUCGCAAUUUGCACAAACUCAGAUAUUUCAUUUUUUCAUUCUGCUUACAUACAAACGAAAUAAUUUACUGUACAGUGAACGUGUCGUCUAUAUUCUGAAUUGUUUUCGAGAGCGAAUCUUUAAUAAACCUGCACGUCAUACAUGUCAAAAUGGCCCGGGAAUAUGAUCAUUUAUUUAAGCUUCUAAUAAUAGGAGAUAGUGGUGUAGGUAAAAGUUCAUUGCUCUUACGAUUCGCCGACAAUACUUUUAAUGGCAGUUAUAUAACUACAAUAGGAGUGGACUUUAAAAUACAAACUGUGGAAGUAGAUGGUGAGAGAGUAAAGCUCCAAAUUUGGGAUACAGCUGGACAAGAACGAUUUCGGACAAUAACUUCUACUUACUAUAGGGGAGCACAUGGUGUUAUUGUUGUGUAUGAUGUGACUAGUGGUGACUCCUUUGCUGAUGUUAAAAGAUGGUUACAUGAAAUUGAACAAAAUUGUGAAGUGGUUAACAGGGUACUUGUAGGAAAUAAGAAUGAUGCACCAAAUGAAAAAGUGGUAUUAACAGAAGAUGCACAAAGAUUCGCUAAUCAAAUGGGAAUUCAAUUGUUUGAAACUUCUGCUAAAGACAAUAUUAAUGUUCAAGAAAUGUUUAUGGCAAUAACACGGCAGGUGCUUAGGACCAAAAAAGAAAGGAAGGAACGACAAGCUAUACAAACCAGUGAAACAGUAAACCUGAGAAAAAGCACAAAGCAACAUAAAAAGAAAUGUUGUUAACAGCAACACAUAAGCAUGAGAUCUGUUAUUAUAUUCAUUUGAAAUGAUAACAGAAGUAAAUUACAACAAAAUUUACAUAUAAAAUAAUACACACCAAUGUUUUAUAAAACUAUUAAGUUUUGUAUUUAAAUUACAUCGAAGAUUGUAUUCUUAUAGAAUUAUACUUUGAUGCUAGUAACAUUUAAUAUACAUAGGAUGCAAAUAUUAUGAAUGUGUAGUAUUCAUUAAGUAAGAAAAACUUUGUACGCAAUUUACUUUCCACUGCUGCAUGCUUUUAAUGCAGCAAAAAAAACAUAAAAAACUAUUUGUAUUAUAUAACUUACAAAAAAAAUUAGUACAAGAAGAUAAAAGAAACGACACAAUAUAAUUGCUUUUUAUUUGUGCUUUGUAUACCAUAACUCAUACAAAAUGAUAUAAAGUGGAAGAUAAAGU